CGAGCUCGCCAAGAAGGAGGUCACGAUCAAGCCAAAGGUCAUGAUCAUCUCGAUGUUCACGCCUGAGCGCGAGGUGUGGCUGCAGGACGGCGCGCUCGACCAGCCGCUCGAGGUCGAGUACCCGUUCAACGGCGCGUCGCCGCUGUUCCCGACCAUCAACUGCGACCGCAACCGCGACGUGUGCAUCAUUACGACGGGCGAAGCCGAGAUCAACGCCGCGACGACGAUCAUGGCCAUGACGCUCAACACCCAGUUCGACCUCACGAGCACCUACUUCCUCAUUGCCGGUAUCGGCGGCGUCAACCCUCACCUCGGAACCCUCGGCACCGCCGCGUUCGCCCGCUUCUCCGUCCAGAGCGGCCUCGCGUACGAGCUCGACGCUCGCCAGAUGCCCUCGAACUGGACUACUGGCUACUGGGCUCUCGGCACCAAGGCUCCUGGCCAGCUCCCGGACGUCUCGAGCCUGUACGGCACCGAGGUGUUCGAGCUCAACACCAACCUUCUCGACCGCGUCAUGAACCUCACCCAGGGCGUCAAGCUCAACGACUCGAGCGUCGCUCAGCAGUACCGCAAGAAGUUCGACUUUGCGCCCGCCAACGAGGGCCCGGUCGUCACCUCGUGCGACACCCUCUGCUCGGACGCCUACUUUGCCGGCACGCUCCUCGCCGAGACGUGGGGCAACUACACCGAGCUCAUGACCGCCGGCAAGGGCCGCUACUGCACGACCGCCCAGGAGGACAACGCGACGCUCGAGGCCAUGGUCCGCGCGCACAAGGCCGGCCUCGUCGACUACUCGCGCAUCGUCCUCCUUCGCACUGCGUCGGACUUUGACCGGGCGCCUAAGCAGUCCGACGACGCCUACACGGCGUUCGAGGCCGAGCAAGGUGGCUUCGAGCCGGCCAUCCAGAACCUCGUGAUCGCCGGCAGGCCCGUCGUCGACGACAUCGUCGCCAAGUGGGACUCGACCUACGAGUCGGGCAUUGCGCCUCAGGCGGGCCUGAACGGCUCAUUCUACGGCGACGUCUUUGCGACUAUCCGCAAGGGCGAGGCGCAGGCGCGCAUGCGCUCGCGCCGCUCGUCCAUCGUCGCCAAGAUGCCCUCGUCGGCUUGAGUUUCCCUCCCUCUUCGUCUUUUCUCUCUUCCCGGCCUCCGACUAGAUCCCAUUCUCUGCUCUCCUUCGUUCUGAAAAGGUUCGAGCGCGCCUCUCGUCGCAGGAGGAGGUCGCAGCUCGCAUAGAUUUCGUGCAACUCGUGCUCGUUUGCCGGCUUUGCCCUC
Rhodotorula graminis WP1 is the source of this 1275-nucleotide messenger RNA. RefSeq lists its product as uncharacterized. Lineage: Eukaryota; Fungi; Basidiomycota; Microbotryomycetes; Sporidiobolales; Sporidiobolaceae. The transcript has 6 exons. The record is from RefSeq and is a predicted model, not a curated record. Gene Ontology annotation, cellular component: endoplasmic reticulum. Bases 41 to 1111 code for a protein of 356 amino acids. Gene Ontology annotation, biological process: transmembrane transport.